AUGCAGCUCGUCCAUUACUGGAUUCUCAUUAUAGCUAGUUCGUGUUGCGCAAAAAUAAUGAGAAACCGAAACAUUGAAAAAAGAAGGGCGCCCUCGGCUUUCGAACUGGCUCGAUUGCAGCGGGAUUAUGAUGCAGACUCCGAUUCUUAUGAAUCCAGCGAAAGCAAAGGAACAGACAGCUCACUGAGACGAGACGAGGUUGUGAGCGAAAGGACAUGUUUGGAACGCUGCACUAACCAACUUAAUAUUGGUAUGGACAUGGUAAACGCACACAUGUCUUUUGGAAGCAUAGAUUUGCCGUCGGUGGUAGAACAGCGCGACCUCGAGCUGUUUUGCCUUCUUGAUCGUCAACACACUCAAUGUGUAGACGAAUGCGGUUACGCGGUCCAAUUCAACCUCAGAGAAUAUGUGUGCAGGAGCAAAUUCGACGAGAUGUUGACUCACAUGCCAUGCUAUGUGCAAGCUGCUCCAGCGCUACUGAGGCACUGUCGCCCUCGGUGUGGAACUUACACUUCGCUGCAGCACACUUUGUCCGGAUACGCACAGAGAUGUCGCCAGUUGCUCUGCGACCACUCAUGCGUCAAUUUCAUCCUAGGAAAAAUCUGUCCAGGGGAGGAAGCAAGAAGAGCCGGAGCAUUUCUACUGGAAUUCACAAGACUGCAGGUGAACUACUGGAUGAAUGAUUUGAUGCGGACGCUUAACGUUUCAUCCGAAGCUUCGUAUCCUUCAUCGUGUGCGCGAUUGCAGUGCGAUGACUUUCUGGGGGACUGCGAUCGGCGAUGA
Molecule: messenger RNA, 783 nt
Organism: Necator americanus (New World hookworm)
Lineage: Eukaryota; Metazoa; Nematoda; Chromadorea; Rhabditida; Ancylostomatidae
Exons: 7
Coding region: 1-783 (260 amino acids)
Source: RefSeq, a predicted model, not a curated record